AUGGUCCGCCCUAUUGGUAAGGUUAACAUUGUGAAGAAGCGCACCAAGUCCUUCGUCCGCGUCCAGUCGGACCGCUUCAUGCGUGUCGGCGAGUCGUGGCGUCGCCCCGUGGGUAUUGAUUCCCGCACCCGUCGUCGCUUCAAGGGUACCCGCCCUCAUCCCAAGAUCGGUUACGGCUCGAACCGGAAGACCCGUUUCCUCUUGCCCGACGGUUUCCGUAAGUUCACCGUCAAGAACAGCAAGGAUCUGGAGAGCCUCAUGAUGCUUAACCGCACCUACGCCGCCGAGAUUUCCAGCACCGUUGGUGCCAAGAAGCGUGUUGUCCUUAUUGAGCGUGCCAAGCAGCUUAACAUCAAGGUUGUCAACGCUGAUGCCCGCGUCCGCUCGGUUGAGAACUAA
Molecule: messenger RNA, 399 nt
Organism: Kickxella alabastrina
Lineage: Eukaryota; Fungi; Kickxellomycota; Kickxellomycetes; Kickxellales; Kickxellaceae
Product: ribosomal protein L32e
Exons: 1
Coding region: 1-399 (132 amino acids)
Biological process (GO): translation
Cellular component (GO): cytosolic large ribosomal subunit; ribosome
Molecular function (GO): structural constituent of ribosome
Source: RefSeq, a predicted model, not a curated record